UAACCUGACAUGUUUUAGUUAAAGAAUGGUAUUAUACAUCCUAGCGUGGGCACACCCAAUAUGAUUUUUCUGGGUCCGCCACUGUCCCUAAUAGACAAAUAUCAAUGUCUUUAGUACUCUCACAUCCUUCUUGGAGUUUGUGUGGAAGCCACCUCUUCAUUUAGGGGUGGUUUUAUCAUCUCUCACCUCACUUCUCUCCUCCACCUCAUCACCUAAUUCUAUGUGUUAUUUCUAGAGGUAGCAUAUGAAGCAUUAUAGUAAUUGCCCUUACAGUACUGUAGUUUUAAAGGGGUCCACAAAAUACAGAAGUCCCUUCUCUCCUCUUUCUGAAUUCUGAUGGGCUAGCCGAUGGCCUGCUGUAGGUGAACUGGGCCGCACGGUGUGCGAGUAAAGGAAGAAAGAUGCACGUGUGCCGUUGGAUGAAUUGGUCGCCAGAGAUGAAGCGAACUGCAAAACCGUGACUUUCCACGCAUCGUCGUCGUCGGCUCGUUGCGGCAUUUUGUCGAACGGGUGGCGCGCGCCGCCCAAAACCCCCUCGGCUCCAGCCUCAUCCAAAACCCUACUCCCCCCGCCCCGCGCUAUGCUCCACUCCGGCCUCACCAAAUCCCAGCCCCUCCCGCUCCUCGCGGCGGCGUCCUCGCCGCGACGCAUCCUCCUCGCCGGCCUUCUCCGCGCAGCGUGCUUCUCCAGGCCCACGGCCUCCUCGCCCGCGCUUCAUCCGGUAACCACCGUCACCAACCGUGCGAGCGCCAGAGCCGCGGUUAGCCCGGGCGGCCCCUCGCAGCUGGGGCUGGGAGGUAGGGUUUCGUUCUCCACCGCACCUGAUGGUACCGCAUCGCCCGACGGCGGGAGCGCGCUCCCUUGGCUCGCCGCCGCGAGCCGCGAUGGCGGCGCCGCCCCCGCGGCGAGGGCUAGCGCCGGCCGCUCCUCCUCGUGGGAGACCUCCGCGGAGAAGUUUUUCUCCAGAGGCGACCAAAGCCCGCGAGGUGAGGUAUUGACGGAUCGUGGUUCGGGCAGGGAGAUAAUUAGAGAGGAAGAGGAUAAUGGCUCGAUUGACAAUCCGAAGUGGGGCAGGAUCAAGGACAAGUAUCGGCGGAUGGUGCCGAGGGAUAGAGGGUCCCGUGGUGAGAGAUUUAGAGGGGAGAGAUUUGACAAGCCGGAGGUUAGGCAGUGGAGCAGGCAGGAGAACUGGGGGAGGAAGACAUGGAAGGAGGCAGGGGAAUCGACAGUGCCAAAAAUGGUUGGACAGGGGGUUUAUGGGGUUGGCCCUGUGCUUGCAGCUCUCAUGGCUGAGAGGAGGGACUUCUAUGCGCUGUAUAUUCAGGAAGGGAUGGAUUUUAGUGUGAGCAACAAGAAGAAGAAGGACAAGAAAGGGAUUGAGAAAGUGUUGCAACUGGCAGAGAGGAUUGGGCUGAAAGUCAUCGAAGCAUCAAAGCAUGACCUUAACAUGGUUGUGGAUAACCGUCCACACCAGGGCCUUGUACUCGAUGCAUCACCCUUGGAAAUGGUGAAUACUAAAGAGUUGGAGCCAGUCAGGGUGGACGAUGGAAAGGCACCUGUCUGGAUAGCUUUGGAUGAGGUCAUGGAUCCUCAGAACCUAGGAGCCAUAAUUAGAUCUGCCUACUUCUUUGGCGCGGAAGGUGUUGUGUUAUGUGCUAAGAACUCUGCUCCAUUAAGUGGUGUAGUGAGCAAAGCUAGUGCAGGCUCACUUGAGUUGAUCGAACUGCUCUCCUGUAGGAACAUGAUGCAGUUUUUAUCUUCAUCGGCUGAAAAUGGGUGGCGAGUUCUUGGUGGUACUGUUGCUCCUAAAGCUAUACCUCUAUCUGAAGUUGUGCCAGGAGAACCAACAAUCCUUGUGUUGGGUAGUGAAGGCACUGGUUUGAGGCCCCUGGUUGAGCGAUCCUGCACACAUUUGGUCAGAAUUCCGGGUAAUGUUGAUGGAUCUUUUGUAGGAGCAGAUACAGACACAGAUGGAGGGGAAGAAGGUGAUAAUUAUUCAGGUAACCAAGAUAUGAAAUCAUUCCUUGCAGUGGAGAGCUUGAAUGUAAGUGUCGCAGCAGGGGUUUUGCUUUAUCAUCUGGCUGGAACAAAUGCAUCCCCUGAUGGAGGACGUUGGUGAUUUACAAGUUGCUGAAAAUUAGGAUUUAGAGGAAAAAAUAUGUGAAUUGGAAGUCAAAUAGAACCAUCUGGACAGAAUCUGGUCCUGCUAUUUACCGUCUCCUGGCUGGCGUUCUUUUCCAUCUUCUGGAAAUCUGAUUUUUAUGAUUGUCCCCUUGUGAUGUUUGAACUUUCAGCAUCAUCUUAGUAAAAGUUAGGAAGUGAAAGCAGAACAACAUAAUAGUUCAACAGUACCAGCCUCACAGUAAGCAAGCUACAAGACUAUAGUUUCACAUCUCUUUCAAAUGCAUUCAUACCUAGACAUGUUUUGUCGCAAAAUAUAGUCAUAUUAUUGCUCUUGCUAUUGUAGCCCAAGAUGUUCUCUUGUAAUAAUAUUACUACUCCCAUGUCACAAACUCACAAUACUUGUCACUAAACACUAUUCUUAUUCAAACUUUGACCACUUUUUUAUCGAACUUGAAAAUACUUCAAAGCUAUCAUAUUAUUGUAUUAUUGAAGUAUGUUGCAUGGCAAAUGUAAUCACAUAUCUUUUGUUGAAUAUGACCUAACAAUUUAGAAGUUCUUGGUGGUUAAAAUUUGAAUAAUGAUACUAGUCAAGGCUGAGUUGCUGACAGGUAUUUUGAAAAUGAAGGAAACUGGCCUUGUAUAUUCUUAUGACACGGGAAGGUUUACUGAUGCACAGUAGCCAUCAUGUUUUCUACUUUUCUUCUCAAAACAAAGAGCAUUGCUGAGCUGUCAACUGUAAAACACUGGUUUGACCUGAUAGAUCAUAAGUACACCAUCCUUAUACUGUUUUUCAACAAGUACUUGGCUAGAGAGUUGGAAAUAGGAACAUGAUGCCAAUACAAGACACAGAAACCCAACUUAUUACCUGAAAUGGAACAAUCCAUUACAAAUAGUUUUGGGGAAUACCCCAAAUUAUAGUUGGCAUACCUGGAUAAAGUGGGAACAAAUUUCUGCCUUAUGUUCGGUGAACACAGGUAAGAUGCAAUAUCUUUGCUGAAAGAAAAAUAAUGUUUAAAAACUAUAUAAGCACUAUUGCUGCGUCCCGAUCUUAUUUUGUAGGCUAGGUGAUGGUUGAUUAUAAGGUUGCACAUAUGCAGGAUGGUGCCCCACAUGGAGUUCUGAAUUACACAAUUUCCAAUUUGCCAUUUUAGCUAACAUUUUAUAUUUAAUUACAUUGCUUUGUGAAAUUAUAUUGCUGAUUGUGCUGUAAAGGUAUUCUUUGUGCCUGUUCUCUAAUGCAACGUAAGCAAUUGGCUCACGUCUCUUCCUAAAUGUGGCAUAUAGUGAUUUAUUUGUUUUUUAUUAGUUGGUAUAUGCAGUUCCAGAAAUAAAACCCUAAGGUGAAUUUAUUUUAUCCAUCAAGCCUACACGUAUGCGUUUUGCUGGUGCGGUUAUUUUCUUCCUCUUGAUAUCAUAAUAUUGUACAUAAUUCUUGUGUGAUCUUCUGCUAAUCUCUUAUUGAUAUUUGAUUCUGUUCAUGUGGACAUAAGAGAUGUGUUGGUAUGUUUGGGCAUAGGGAUGCAAAUCAGCAAAUGGGUUGGGUUGGACCAACCCAUGAACGCACUUACACAUCCUACAUGAUAACAUGAGUUAAUAAGCCUAAAAGUCUUGCAGAGCUAUCUGCUUAAUAACAAACAUGUGCCACUCUCCUGGGUGUUCUCUAAAAACUAAUGCAAGGUCUAUGUUUACGAGGUUAAUAACCAAACAUCUAAGAAGUGGAACAUGGGAUGAGUACCACUUUUAUCCAUAGUAGGUCAUCUAGCUAUAGCCUCAUAGGUGAGCAAAAAUAUUAUCCUUUUUUAUGCAUACUCCCUUUUGGGGCUGAAAUCUGAAGGCGACUGUCGAUGUCAGGUUAACAUUUUCCAGUGUAACUGUAGCAUCAUGAAUUAGAG
Messenger RNA from Oryza sativa Japonica Group (Japanese rice), 4016 nucleotides. RefSeq lists its product as uncharacterized. The record is from RefSeq and is a predicted model, not a curated record. Gene Ontology annotation, cellular component: chloroplast. Gene Ontology annotation, molecular function: rRNA (guanine) methyltransferase activity; RNA binding. Lineage: Eukaryota; Viridiplantae; Streptophyta; Magnoliopsida; Poales; Poaceae. Gene Ontology annotation, biological process: rRNA methylation.